This is a messenger RNA of Lolium rigidum, 1308 nucleotides long. Its product is annotated as pentatricopeptide repeat-containing protein At1g80550, mitochondrial-like. Gene Ontology annotation, molecular function: protein binding. The transcript has a single exon. The record is from RefSeq and is a predicted model, not a curated record. Bases 1 to 1308 code for a protein of 435 amino acids. Lineage: Eukaryota; Viridiplantae; Streptophyta; Magnoliopsida; Poales; Poaceae.
AUGCUCUCCCUCGUGCGCCGCCGCCUCCUCGCCCUCCCCUUCUCCACCGCCCCCGCACCUGCGCCGCCCUCCACGCUGGACGCGGCGGCGGUGCUGGAGACGCUCUCGCUCUACACCAACGACUGGCGCCGCGCGCUCGACUUCUUCCACUGGUCCGCCUCCCCCGACGGCGCCAACCUGCCGCCCACCCCCUCCACCCUCUCCCGCGCCGUCGACAUCCUCGGCAAGCACUUCGAGUUCCCGCUCGCCACCUCCCUCCUCCUCGCCCACCACCACCCCGCCGACCCCUCCUUCCUCCGCCCCGCCCUCCGCGCCCUCCUCAACCGCCUCGCCGCCGCCAACCUCGUCGACGACGCCGUCCGCGCCUUCGACUCCACCGCCCACUCCCUCGGCCUGCGGGACGAGGCCUCCUUCCACCUCCUCCUCGACGCGCUCUGCGACCACCGCCGCGUCGACGAGGCCCACCACCUCUGCUUCGGCAGGGCCCCGCCGCCCUUCCCGCCGGGGACCAAGACCCACAACCUGCUCCUCCGCGGCUGGGCCAAGACGCGCGCCUGGACGCGCCUCCGCCAGCACUGGCUCGACAUGGACACCCGCGGCGUCGCCAAGGACCUCCACUCCUACUCCAUCUACAUGGACGCCCUUGCCAAGUCGGGGAAGCCCUGGAAGGCCGUCAAGGUGUUCAAGGAGAUGAAGCACAAACGCAUUCCCGUGGACGUCGUCGCCUACAACACUGCGAUCCACGCGGUUGGGCUCGCGGAAGGCGUCGAUUUCGCCAUCCGGCUCUACCGGCAGAUGAUUGAAGCUGGCUGCAAGCCGAAUGCUGCCACUUUCAACACGAUCGUCAAGCUGCUCUGCAAGGAAGGGAGGUUCAAGGAAGCGUAUGCGUUUGUUCCGCAGAUGCACAAGGCCGGCUGUGCGCCCAACGUGCUCACUUACCAUUGCUUCUUCCAGUAUUUGAGUCGCCCGCAGGAGGUCCUUGGACUGUUUGAGAAAAUGCUUGAGAGGGGUUGCCGGCCGAGAAUGGACACCUAUGUCAUGCUUAUAAAGAGGUUCGGGCGAUGGGGCUUCCUCCGCCCAGUGUUCUUUGUAUGGAAGACAAUGGAAGAACAAGGGCUCAGUCCUGAUGCGUUUGCGUACAACACACUCAUUGAUGCAUUGCUGGAAAAGGGAAUGGUGGAUAUGGCUAGGAAGUACGAUGAGGAGAUGCUUGCAAAGGGGCUCUCACCCAAGCCAAGGAAAGAGCUAGGGACUAAGGCGCCAGGAGCAGACUCUGACAGUGAUAAUGCCUUGGGUGGCGUGUUUUGA